Messenger RNA from Rhea pennata, 1680 nucleotides. It is a transcript of the gene HNF1B, whose product is annotated as HNF1 homeobox B. Gene Ontology annotation, molecular function: DNA-binding transcription factor activity, RNA polymerase II-specific; RNA polymerase II cis-regulatory region sequence-specific DNA binding. The record is from RefSeq and is a predicted model, not a curated record. Lineage: Eukaryota; Metazoa; Chordata; Aves; Rheiformes; Rheidae. Gene Ontology annotation, biological process: liver development; insulin secretion; pancreas development. Gene Ontology annotation, cellular component: nucleus. The coding region runs from base 1 to 1680 and encodes 559 amino acids. The transcript has 9 exons.
AUGGUGUCCCAGCUGAGCGCCCUGCAGCAGGAGCUCCUGGGCGCCCUGCUCAGCUCGGGGGCCACCAAGGAGGGGCUCAUCCGCGCCUUGGACGACAUGGUGCCCAGCACCAGCUUCGGCGUGAAGCUGGAGAGCCUGCCGCUGUCCCCCGGCGGCGGCCCGCCGCCCGACGCCAAGCCCGUCUUCCACCCGCUCGCCAACGGGCACGGCAAGGGCAAGCUCUCCGGCGACGAGGGCUCCGAGGACGGCGACGACUUCGACACGCCGCAGAUCCUCCGCGAGCUGCAGGCGCUCAACACCGAGGAGGCGGUGGAGCAGCGCGCCGAGGUGGACAGGAUGAUCAGCGAGGACCCGUGGCGGGCGGCGAAGAUGAUCAAGGGCUACAUGCAGCAGCACAACAUCCCGCAGCGGGAGGUGGUGGACGUCACGGGGCUCAACCAGUCGCACCUCUCGCAGCACCUCAACAAGGGCACCCCCAUGAAGACGCAGAAGCGUGCCGCGCUCUACACGUGGUACGUCCGCAAGCAGCGGGAGAUCCUCCGCCAGUUCAACCAGACAGUCCAGGGUGGUGGAAGUAGGACAGACAAAAGCAGUCAGGAUCAGCUGCUGUUUCUCUUUCCAGAGUUCAAUCAGCAGAACCAGGGGGCUGGCCAGCUCGACGACCCCUGCGCCGAAACCCCCAGCAAGAAGAUGCGCCGCAACCGCUUCAAGUGGGGGCCGGCCUCCCAGCAAAUCUUGUACCAAGCCUACGACCGCCAGAAAAACCCCAGCAAGGAGGAGCGCGAGGCCUUGGUGGAGGAGUGCAACAGGGCCGAGUGUCUGCAGCGAGGGGUGUCUCCCUCCAAGGCGCACGGGCUGGGCUCCAACCUGGUGACGGAGGUGCGCGUCUACAACUGGUUCGCCAACCGGCGGAAGGAGGAGGCUUUCCGCCAGAAGCUGGCCAUGGACGCCUACAGCUCCGGCCAGCCCCCGCACAGCAUGAACCUGCUGCUCUCCCACGGCUCCCCCCACCACAACCAGCCCAGCGCCUCCCCUCCCGGAAAAAUGCCAGGAGUGCGAUACAGCCAGGCGGCGAGCGGCGAGGCGGCAUCCUCCGGGGCCAUCAGCCACCACGGCAACGGUGCCAUGGUGACCACCAGCCAGGCCGUGCUGCAGCAGGUCUCCCCGGCCGCCUUGGACCCGGGCCACGGUUUGCUCUCGCCCGACGGCAAAAUGAUCUCCGUCUCGGGGGGCGGGCUGCCCCCGGUGAGCACCCUGACCAACAUCCACAGCUUGUCCCACCACAACCCGCAGCAGUCCCAGAACCUCAUCAUGACCCCGCUCUCCGGCGUCAUGGCCAUCGCACAGAGUCUGAACACUUCGCAGGCGCAGAGCGUGCCUGUUAUCAACAGCGUUGCCGGGAGCUUGGCAGCGCUGCAGCCCGUGCAGUUCUCCCAGCAGCUCCACAGCCCGCACCAGCAGCCGCUCAUGCAGCAGUCGCCCGGGCACAUGGCGCAGCAGCCCUUCAUGGCCACCGUGACGCAGCUCCAGAACUCGCACAUGUACGCGCACAAGCAGGAGCCCCCCCAGUAUUCCCACACCUCCCGCUUCCCCUCGGCGAUGGUGGUGACCGACACCAGCAGCAUCAGUACUUUAUCCAAUAUGCCUUCCAGUAAGCAGUGUCCCCUGCAAGCCUGGUGA